AUGGAUGACAAAAAAAAAAUCAUAGAAGAACAAGAGAUUGAUUACGAAGCCGAAAGUAUUCAAGUUCCAAAAGGAGAUAUUGACUCAGUCAGAAAUUACCCGGCAAUGUAUAUUGGCUCAACUGACGAACAAGCGGACCAAAAAACUAUUACGGUAGAAGAUAAUGGGCGUGGUGCUCCUAUUGAAAAACACCUUACUAUUAAAAAAAAUUCUUUGGAAACCAUUUUUACUAUCCUUCACGCUGGUGGUAAAUUAAAAAGUAAAGUUUACAAAACCUCGGGGGGAUUACACGGAGUAGGAGUAACCGCCGUUAACGCUUUGUCAACCUAUCUGCGAGCCGAAAAAGAAUUAAGAAAGCAAAUUAAGGGGUGCAAUAAUUGUCAAGAAAAAGAUAAAACAGGAAUAGUCGAAUUCCGGGAAGGAAAUUUAGUAAAUUCACAAGUUAUUGACACUCCGGGAAGACCAAGCGGAAUUAUUGUUACCUUUACUCCCGACUCGAAAAUUUUUCCUGAAUUUACUUAUUUCAAAAUUGAGACUAUUCAAAAUCGCCUCAAAGAUUUGGCUUAUCUUAAUCCUAAUUUAACUUUAAUUUUUCACCCUUCUCCUGACGCCGCACCAAUUACUUAUCAUUUUAGCAAAAAAUAUACUAAUCUGAAAUUAAGCAUAAAAGCCGACGACAUUUUGGAAGGAUUAGUUGCCAUUUUGGCUAUUCGGGUGAAAGACCCCCAAUUCUCUGGUCAAACUAAAUAUCGUUUGGCAAUGACUCCCGUGCGGGAUAUAGUUAAAAACAUUACUUACGAUUUAGUUAAAAAAUUCCUCCAAGACCACGGCAAUAGUGCGGAAGCAAUUAGCCAAAAAAUCAUUGAAACCGCCCAAAAUCGAGCGAAAACCGAGGAAUACCAAAAAUCCUUGCGGGAGGGAGGACGCGGUGCCGCUUUGCCCGGCAAACUAGCCCCUUGUAUUUCCAAAGAAGCAGUCAACAACGAAUUAUUUAUUGUGGAAGGAGAAUCGGCGGGCGGUAGUGCUAAGUCGGCUCGUGACCCUUAUAAUCAAGCGGUUUUACCAGUUCAGGGAAAAAUCAUCAAUGUAGAAAAAGCCGAGCGGAACAAAAUUUUAGAGAACGAAGAAAUAAAGAAUUUAAUCAAUGCCUUAGGGUUUAGUGUCAGCGAAGCCACCCAAAAUCACUAUAAUCGCUUUCGAACGAAAAUAGAAAGUGAUAUUACCGAAGAAUUAGAAAUCCCCGAAGAAUUUAUUUAUCAAGACGAAAACGAACAAGAACAAAUAAUUCCGGCUCACACUUUUCUCACCGGAGAACAAUUACGAACCAUAGUUGAGAAAACCCAAGAAAGCCUAUUAAAAAAACUCCGCUACGGAAAAGUAGUAAUCAUGACCGACGCCGAUGCGGACGGUAAGCAUAUUGAAUGUUUGGCUUUAACUUUUUUUGUCCGCUAUUUCCGCUACUUGAUUGAUGAACAUCGACUUUAUUUGGCAGUGACCCCUCUUUACCGCUUACAAACUAAAAAAGAAACUAAAUACUUCUAUAAUGAUUAUGAAUUAGAGACUUACCAACAGCAAACCAAAGGAACGGCUGGUCGUUUACAACGCUUUAAAGGAUUAGGAGAAAUGAAUCCCCAACAAUUACGGGAAACUACCAUGGCGGUCAAGAAGCGUUGUCUCCACGAAUUACUUUUCCCUAACCCCCCUUCUAUUCGGGACAUCAUUGAAGAUUUAAUGGGCGCCAAAAGUGAACCACGCAAAAGACGUUUAGAAAGUGGCGAACAUAAAAAUGCUCAAUUAACAGUCGUUGAUAAUAAGGUAGACAUUGGUCAGGCUUUAUUGGUCAAAUUCUUGGAUUAUGCUUAUGCGGUCGUGGAAGACCGGGCUUUGCCGCAAUUAUAUGAUGGUUUAAAACCAGUCCAAAGAAGAAUACUUUAUACUCUUUAUCAAUUAAAUCUGCUUCCGGGCAAAGCCCAUCGCAAAGCCUCCAAAAUUAUCGGGGACGUAAUGGGUGAUUAUCACCCCCACGGCGACCAAAGUUCAAUGGAUGGUGACCCCGCCGCUGCGAUGCGUUAUACCGAAGCUCGUUUAACUAAAUUUGAACCCAAGAUUUUACCAGCUAGUCUUAAUUUAUUAUUAAACGGUUCCAGUGGUAUUGCCGUCGGAAUGAGUACUAAUAUUCCGCCCCAUAAUUUAGGAGAAGUAGUUAAUGCGACCAUUAGUCUUAUUCAGGAACCAGAAAUUACUUUGGAACAAUUAAUUACUCAUCUGCCAGGACCUGAUUUCCCAACCGGUGGUCAAAUUUUAGAACAAGAGAAAUUACAUAGUAUCUACGAAAAAGGCGAAGGGACUAUUUACAUUCGGGCCAAAGCCGAAAUUAUUUCUAGCAAGCCGGAGAAAGAAGAUAAUUCCACUAAACCAAAAAAAGAUUUAAUUCAUAUUACUGAAUUACCUUAUAAAGUUAACAAGGCCAAAUUAGUAGAAAACAUCAGUCGAAUAAUUAAAGACAAAAAAAUUGAUGGUUUGCGUAAUGUUGCUGAUUAUUCCAGUUAUGAAGAACCGGUUAAUAUUCAUUGCCGCUUUGACCCUAAUUACGAUGGGGAAGUUAUUCUCAAUCAACUAUUCAAAACUACCAGACUACAAAAUUCUUUUUCGGUGAAAAUGCGGGCCUUGAUUGAUGACCAACCCAAGAUUUUUUCGCUCAAAGAAGUUCUGCAAGGAUUUAUUAAUCAACGCUUAGAAAAUAUUCAAAAAAAGGCCCAAUUUAUUUAUCACAAAAAUCAGAAAGAAUUGAUUAAUUUAGAAACCCGCCGCUUCAUUAUUGAAAAUUACCAGGAAAUCGCCCAAAUUGCUCAUGGUGCUUCCUCCGAUGAAGAACGAGAACAAAAAUUAAGAACUCGUUUCCAAGCCGAGUUAAAAAAGUUAGAGCACCAAUUGCGAACCAUCCAGGAGAAAUCACCUGAUUCACCGGAAAAAACCAGCAAUUUAGAACAAGAAGCCAUUAAUCGCAUUUUAGAUACGCCCGCUAGUUUUCGCCAAUUUACUCCCGAACGCCGAGAAAAACUACAAAAUGAUAUUGAUAAAUUACAACAAGACAAUAAUGAGCAACAAUUAGUAAUUACUGACCAAGCCAAAAGAAAAGAAAAAUUAAUUCAAGAAUUACAAGCAUUAAAAAAUGAUUAUCCCCAAGAUAAAAGAAAAACGACAGUUACUUCAACCCAACACUCAAUUGAAGAAAGACAAUUAAUUCCCCACGAAGAAAGAAUUGUUUUAUUGAGCCGUUCAGAAAACAAGAAAGAAAAUAAAGUUAAUAAUUAUUUAACGGCACACAACGAGGAGUAUUUCACGAGAAUUAGAAAAGGAGAAUUAAAACCAACGCUGAAAUCCCAAGAAUUCUUCACCACGGCUUUGCCAGUCCAAGAAGGGUUUGCCGAGAAAUUUCUGCUUAUUAUCACCCGCAAAGGAAAAAUUAAACUCAUUCCGACCGAAAAACUGCAAAAUAUCAGCAAAUCAGGGAAGAAAUUAAUUAGUCUUUACCAAAAAACUAUUGAAAAAUGUUCGCUUCACCAGAGCCAAUUAGCCGAACAUAAAACUAUUGCUCAUGUUUGUGGUAUUGGUUGUCCACAAUUAAGAGAAAUUCAAAAGCAAAUUAAGGAAUGCGAUGAAGAAAUAGAAAUUAUUCUGAAACGGAAAGGCAAGGAUGGCCAAGUAAAAAAUUUAAAAACUCCGCUUUACCGCCAGAUGAGAAAAAAGGAUGAAGAAGGAAAAGCAAUUUAUUGUCCCGUUCACCAAAACCAGUUAAAGAAACACAAAACUGCUAAUUGUUGCGAUAAAAGUCAAGGUGUUAAGGCUUAUUCUCGUUGCUCCCAAUUUAGAAAAUUAACCACUGAAAUUAAAGAAUGUCAAGGCUGUCAAAAUCCCCAAUUAUUUACUAAACAAACCCGCAAGCAAGUAAAGUGUGAACAAGUAAUCGACUUAUUAAUAAUCAAAGCCGGAGAAAACAAGGACAAUCUGCUGCUGCUCUUAAUUAAAAAAGAUAAUGCGGAAAAAUUGAAAAAAGCCAAAGACAAAGUUGAAAGCGAAUUGCGGGAGGAAAAAGAAAAAGCCGAAGAGAGGAUACUAAAAUCUACUCUGCCGCUAGAAGUUAAGGAGAAAAUAAUGAAAGAUAGCAAAAUAAUUACCGGAGUAAAUACCAAAGAAAUGGCAAGAAAAAUUGCUAACUCUCCGGUUGACCCAACCAUUGGUGAAGUAGCUAUUGCCACUCAAACCCAAGAUUUAAAACAAAAAGGAGCAACUUACCAGAAACUACUUGACGAAUAUAAAAGUCAGCAUGAUAAAAUAAAUGAUUUUAAGGAAAAAAAUAAAAAAUGCCGAGAUUGCCAAAAAUAUUGUAGUAAUCAUGAGCAAAAAACUCAAGAAGAAAUGGUCAAGCACGAGACUUGUAAUCAUUGCCACAAGUAUGACAAACAAAUUCAGCAAGCCAAAGAGAAAAUCGAAGAAAUAAAAGAAAAACUAGAAAACUGA
Entrophospora sp. SA101 is the source of this 4521-nucleotide messenger RNA. The record is from the annotation of a GenBank genome assembly. Lineage: Eukaryota; Fungi; Glomeromycota; Glomeromycetes; Entrophosporales; Entrophosporaceae.